Messenger RNA from Olea europaea var. sylvestris, 969 nucleotides. Its product is annotated as tropinone reductase homolog At2g29150-like. The coding region runs from base 153 to 473 and encodes 106 amino acids. Gene Ontology annotation, molecular function: oxidoreductase activity. The record is from RefSeq and is a predicted model, not a curated record. The transcript is spliced from 2 exons. Lineage: Eukaryota; Viridiplantae; Streptophyta; Magnoliopsida; Lamiales; Oleaceae.
UCGAGCUUCAUUUACCUUGCCGUAACUUAUGUUUUGUCUGCACAAGAACCAAGUGUACUAUAAAACCCUACCAUUGCCCGACCAAGAGUUACAAAUUCUUGAUAUAAAUCCUAUACACACAUACUGUCUAAUUGAGAUAAACCCAAGUAGAAAUGGCAAGAGGAGGAAGUACCAGCAGACAACAAAAAUGGACUCUCCAGGGAAUGACUGCACUUGUAACUGGCGGAACUAGAGGAAUUGGAUAUGCCAUAGUGGAGGAGCUAGCAGAAUUUGGGGCCAAAGUUUAUACUUGUUCAAGGAACCAGACAGAGCUGAAUGAAAGGCUAAAAGAAUGGGAAGAGAAAGGGUUCAAUGUAAGCGGUUCAGUAUGCGACUUGUCAUCAAGAUCUCAGAGAGAAGAUCUAAUGAAGACAGUCUCUUCAGUCUUUGAUGGCAAGCUGAACAUCCUAGUAAGUCAAACAUUGGAUUCAUAAUAUUGUUCUUCAUUUUCUGUUCCUUCUUCUCCUUGUUUGUUCAAGUAGGUUUUAUCUUUUCCAGCGUUGUAGUAUAUUUUCAGGUAAAACUGUUCUUGACGACUAAAUUUACAGACAAUUUAAGAUUUUAGAUGAGGUGUAAAGGUCUUAAAUUCAAGACUCGGCAACACCUCUUGCACCUGGAGUCGUUCAUUGACAGAAAAUGAAACCAUCCUUUAGUUUAGGCGAAGGGAUAUGUUGAAUAUAAAAUUUAAAAUAACCGAAUUGUUCUCACUUUUCUGGUGGUUGGAGGUUGGGGAGGCCUUCUAACAGGAUAUGUAGUAACUCAACAAUAUAAGAAAAUAUGUUUCAUCACAUGAUUAUCAGGAUGACAUAUCACAACAUAAAAGUAGUAGAGCAUGAUGCUUAAAUAAUCUUGUAUUUUUGUCAACAGAAUCUCAAGUACUAAAAGUCUCUGGGGAUUUAAUGGAUUUAAUUUAUUGGACCUCCAUUUUAU